AUGGUUCCGAAAACCACGCGAGCUGCUACUGCAGCAGCAACAAGGGCGGCUGCACGCAUGCGUGCGGCCGCGGAAAGUGCCUCUCAUGCCUCAGCAGUAGGCGAUUCGUCGCCUGCUGUCGUGAAUCCUCCACGUGGUGAGUCACCACGUGCGACUGGUUUAUCCGUUGCGUCUGCAGCGGGUACCACGAGUCGUAAUUAA
This is a messenger RNA of Peronospora matthiolae, 201 nucleotides long. Lineage: Eukaryota; Oomycota; Peronosporomycetes; Peronosporales; Peronosporaceae. The record is from the annotation of a GenBank genome assembly.